Molecule: messenger RNA, 2200 nt
Organism: Drosophila bipectinata
Lineage: Eukaryota; Metazoa; Arthropoda; Insecta; Diptera; Drosophilidae
Gene: beat-Ia
Product: beaten path Ia
Biological process (GO): motor neuron axon guidance
Source: RefSeq, a predicted model, not a curated record
AUGCGGUUUCCCCGAGUUGUGUGUCAAACGGCUCUAGCCACACUUCUUCUGGCAAUCAACUUUGAGCUGAUCGCCGCAUUACGAGAUGUCCGAGUGCGUGUGCCCCAUGCGGUGAGGCGCAACGAGAAGGCGAUUCUAAAAUGCUUCUAUGACAUCGAGGACGACAGCUUGUACUCCGUGAAGUGGUACAAGGGAAGGCGGGAGUUCUACCGAUAUACACCAAAGGAGACGCCGCCAAUGAAAGUCUUUCACUUUCCAGGUGUCAAAGUGAGGCGAAUGUCCUCGAACGAGAGCCAAGUGGUACUCGAUGCAGUUACAAUGGCUACAUCCGGUAAAUACAGUUGCGAAGUAUCUGCGGAUGCGCCCUCAUUUCAUACAUUAAUAGCGGCCGCCGAAUUGGAAGUUAUUGAAACGCCGCACAAUCCGCCAUUCAUAACGGGCAUACGGGCUCGAUAUCGGGUCGGCGACAUAUUGCGAGGUAAUUGCACAUCGCGCCACUCGCGACCGGCGGCCAAUCUCACAUGGACAGUGAAUAAUGAAGAGGUGAAUCCAUCACACGUGCGUCACCACAAAGUUAUUCGAGAAUCCCGCAAUGACCUGGAAUCCUCAAUAGUUGGCAUACAUUUUGUUGUAACCGAUCAGCACUUUGACAAUGGAAAGCUAAAGCUUCGGUGCAGUGCCCAACUGCAUGACAUUUAUUGGAAGACCACCGAAAAGAUUGUUCUCGAGGUGGAUCCUUUCACAAAAUACGGAAAUGGGGCUAAUGGAAAUAGGGUUAGCCCCGACGAGUUCUAUGACCAGUAUACUCUUCACGAGGAAGACCAGUUCCACAGCAAGAAGAGUGGCCUCCUGACGCACCUGCAGGCCUUGUUUUAUUUUGUAUUCCCAGGCGAAGAAGACGACGGCAUGGGCAACGGUGUGGAGGAUGGGGGCGCAGCCUGGCGAGGAGCCGGCUCGUCCAGCUCCCGUCCAAGUCCGUCGUGGGCGGCAGGCGGAGGCGGACUGUUGCUGGCGGCGCUCAGUUGGACGCUCGGCAGGCAAUUAGUGUCGUCGCCGCUGGAUGCGGCGUCAAAGACCGAGAAUGUGUACAACACCUGCAAAGCUCAAAACUCGCGCAGCCAGGGCAACCAAUGCAACCAGGGCCGCCCGGGCAGGAGGCACUGUCAAAUCCGGCGGACACACGCUAUGCGGGUCAUCGCAACAAAGCACAAGAAAGGCCUGCGGGCCUCCGACUGCAGCUGGCAAGGAUGCAGCACCAUCACCAUCAGCACAAACAGAAGCAGCAGAUGCACCCGGCAAUUAACAUGAUUCAAUUGUCACGCAACUCUAGUGCCACACUUCAGGGAUGGAAGGGAUAUGGAGGACAUGGGAUUCAAACCAAAAACAGAAACGGAGAAGGAGACGCUAACGGAAGUAGAGGUGGUCGAGAGAGUCCAGCUGAAUAAGAAAGAAAAGGAUAUGGGAACUAUUUCAGCCCAAGGCCAAGACCCAGAAGCAACUGCAAAAUGUAUCUAAAAUAUUAACACACCUACACUACCACAGAAGACACUCGUUUCAGCUAGCUCAAGUAACUUCAGAGGCAUUUAAGUGAAAAUACAAAAUAAAAUGACAAGAAAAACGCUGCAGCGAUACUUAUUUGUUCACCUUUCCGAGGCGGAGGAGCUAGAGGGUUCGAAAUGGUUUCCGGCUCAUACAAAUUUCAGGAAAAGCUUUAGAGUGUAUGCUUAAUUAAUUAAUGAAAUUAUGAAUUCAAGAUGGACUCCACAAAACUAUUUAUAUUCGAAUGAUUUGAAACCAUUUGGAAGCCGCUCCACCCACUUAGUUUUCGUUUCAUUAGAUGAGUCGAAAAGCCAGAAAACGAAACAUGUUGUGCUAAGCUUUUAAUUCUUAGUUCACUAUACAUUUAUAUAUAUAUUUAUAUAUCAAAGUCAAGAUUAUUUAUAAAUCAUAUAAAUGAUGUUUAUAUAUAUGUAUAUGUACUAUAUAAAGUUAUACUUAAUAUGCCUAAAUGUAUUUGCCACAAAACCAAAAAGCAAACAAACGGCGAAGUUAAGCAAUUAGAUCCUAAGUUUAAAUAUUGCCUACACAUGUAAAAGAAUAUAUGUAUUGUACUUGUAUAUAAUAUAUAAUUGGAACAAGAUAGAAAGAUGGAUAAAAGAUAUGUAUAUUAUAAGUAUUUACGGUAGAUAAUCAAAAUAAA